UAGACGUAGGAUUCAUGGUACAUUGUUUUCCCGUGAGUACAUUGAAGGUGUCAAAGAAUUUAUGAACUUCAUUCAAGAGAAAUUCAGCGAGGAUGAUAAAAUACUCUGCCCAUGUAGAGAAUGCCUUAAUCAUAAGUACCAGCAUCAGACCGUUGUGAACACGCACAUAUUGAUGUAUGGCAUGGAAAGUACAUAUACUCGUUGGAUAUAUCAUGGAGAAGACUUUGAUGUAGAUGUUAUUGAACAUCCUGUUGAUGUGCAUGACAUCGAGGAUGGUGACAACGUCGCUGACCGAUUUGAAAAGAUGUUUGAACACCUACGCACAACAGUAGAACAAGCUCAGAGUGAAACUGAAAAUCAAGAUGCUAACAAUGGUGGAAACCCUUCUGAGAAUGAGUCUUUUUUGAAGGAUGUGAUGAAGGAGGCAAAACGGCAGCUUUAUCAUGGUUGUACCAAGUUUUCAAGGUUCUCCUUUGUGGUAAAGCUUCUUCACUUGAAGUCAUACCAUAGGAUCCCGAAUAGUGCAUUUACUGAAAUUUUGAAGCUAUUAGCUGAAGCAUUCCCUGAACCCAAUACGCUCCCAAAAUCGUAUAAGGAAGCAAAGAACCUUCUAAAGGAAUUAGGCCUUGGGUAUGAGUCUAUACAUGUGUGCUUCAAUAAUUGCAUUCUGUUCAGAAAGCAAUAUGCCAAUCAUGACAAUUGCCCAGUUUGUGGCCGAUCAAGGUGGAAAGACCCUGCUAGAAAGAAGAUUCCAUAGAAAGUGUUGAGGCAUUUUCCAUUGGUGCCUAGGCUAAAGAGGAUGUUUCUUUCCAAAAAAGGCGCAGAAGAAGCACAAUGGCAUGAGCUAAAGAGGCAGCCCAAUGAGAAGGAACUGAGUCAUCCAAAAGAUGGUGAUGCCUGGAAAGAUUUCGAUGAAAAAUUUCCAGAAUUUGCAAAAGAUGCCAGAAACUUUAGGCUUGGCAUUGCCACUGAUGGGUUCAAUCCUUUUGGAAAUUUUAACACAACCUAUAGUAUGUGGCCUGUAUUUGUUAUACCAUACAACCUUCCACCUUGGGCAUGCAUGGAUCAGUCAAAUUUUAUGAUGGCUCUGCUGAUUCCAGGUCCCAAAUCACCUGGCAAGCACUUUGAUGUCUUUCUACAACCACUUGUAGAAGAAUUACUUGAGCUCUGGGAGGGUGUGCGUACAUAUGAUGCUCUUAGUGGAAAAAUGUUUGAUCUUCAUGCUGCAGUUCUAUGGUGCAUUCACGAUUACCCAGCUCUGAGCACUCUUUCAGGGCGUACCACAAGAGGCUAUUUUGCAUGUAUUCAUUGUGACAAACACCCACUUUAUUACAGCCCAAGGAGUAAAAUUGGGUAUAUUGGUCACUAUCGUUUCCUUCCAAGCGGUCAUCGUUUGCGGAGAAACAAUGAAUUUGUUGGUCUUCAUGAAAGCAAUGAUGAGCCAGGUAAAUUCUCUGAGAAAGAGUUGCAAGCAGAAUUGGAGAAGGUUAGACCUGGGAGACAACAAGAAAGUAGGAAAAGGAAGCGUUCUGACUUGGGCAGCAAGAAGGAUCAUGUGCCAAUUUGGGGCCGGAGGGUUUGUUUAUGGGAUUUGAAGUAUUGGGCAAAGUUGAAGCUGAGACACAAUCUUGAUGUCAUGCAUAUUGAGAAAAACAUUUGUGAAAACCUCAUUGGGACAAUUCUGAAUCUGGAGGGUAAGACAAAGGACACACUUAAUGCUAGGAUUGAUCUCAAAGAUUUGAAUAUUAAAGAAGAGUUGCAAUUGAGGAAGGAGGGAGACUCAUAUGUGAUGCCUCGGGCCCGAUAUACCUUGUCCAAAGAACAAGUUGUUGCAUUUUGUCAAUUUUUACGAGAGUUAAGUUUCACCAAACCACUGGCUCGCGCAACUACCCUGUGCACUGUGAUAAUAUGGGAGACAAAUACAAAGAUAAAGAACCCACUGCAUUGGAUUUGUUCAAGGAGUGCCACUAUAGCAAGAAAAAGAAAAGCUACACCGAUGUUGUCCAAGCUGCAAUUACCGAGAUGGAAAACAAGGCCUCUCAGCCUACAGAAGAUGGACAAGAAUCAAACUCUAUGACCAAGGCUGUAGCUGAAGUGCUUGCUAACCACACUAAGAAGCCAAGGUUUCUACAGCAUGUGGGGAUCCAGCAUGUCCAUGCGAGAUCUAGCGAUAGCAACUGUCAAGCAGAAUUGGCAAAGAGGGGCAAUGUCGAGCUUCGGGCUCUUGUUGACACCUUGACCAAGCAGUUGAAGGAGUUCGAAGAAGCAAGGAUCAGGCAAGACGAGGAGCACAGGAAGAGAGAUGAGGAGAACAGGAAGAAGCAAGCUGAGAUGGAUGCAAAACUAGACUUUUUGCUAAGUCAGUUGCAAGCAAGAUCAACUCAAGGGUAAGUUGUUUGUCCAAGAUCAGCCGUCGUCCCUACUUGAUACAUGGAAGCUAUGUGAAUGUGACAUACUGCUAGAACCUACCUUCUUAUUUUGUAAUGAUUUUGCUGUGCAAACUGCACA
Messenger RNA from Triticum aestivum (bread wheat), 2508 nucleotides. RefSeq lists its product as uncharacterized. The record is from RefSeq and is a predicted model, not a curated record. NCBI's taxonomy places the organism in Eukaryota, Viridiplantae, Streptophyta, Magnoliopsida, Poales, Poaceae. The transcript has 3 exons. Bases 1909 to 2391 code for a protein of 160 amino acids.